Spinacia oleracea (spinach) is the source of this 1461-nucleotide messenger RNA. Its product is annotated as ornithine transcarbamylase, chloroplastic. NCBI's taxonomy places the organism in Eukaryota, Viridiplantae, Streptophyta, Magnoliopsida, Caryophyllales, Amaranthaceae. Gene Ontology annotation, cellular component: intracellular membrane-bounded organelle. The transcript has 5 exons. The coding region runs from base 103 to 1233 and encodes 376 amino acids. The record is from RefSeq and is a predicted model, not a curated record. Gene Ontology annotation, biological process: L-citrulline biosynthetic process. Gene Ontology annotation, molecular function: ornithine carbamoyltransferase activity; amino acid binding.
CUACGUAUGAAUCAUCAUCCGUCACUAUAACAGAAAACGCACCUCCUUCCUUUCUUUCUCCUCUCACCACCCCCAACACCAGAUACUCAAGCUUCUACAGGAAUGGCGGCGAUUUCAUCUCACUCCUCCUCUUCACUCUGCUUCGAUUCUCUCUCCUCCAGAGCUUCCUCUCUCUCCGGAAACUCUCUUCGCCGUCACAACCUCCGUUUCUCCGCCAACUUCGCCUCGUCUUCUCCGAUUAGCCGCCGAAGAAUCUCUUGCCAGACCUCUUCUCUGGCUCCAUUUCCUGCAUCUGUCGAUUCUUCAGUGAAAUCUGAUAAAAAGGAUUUUCUACACAUAACUGAUUAUGACAAGGCUACACUUUUGAAGAUCUUAGACCGCGCACUCGAAGUGAAGGCUCUUCUCAAAUCAGGCGACAGGUCAUUUCAGCCAUUCAAAGGGAAGACUAUGGCUAUGAUAUUUGCAAAGCCAUCCAUGAGAACACGAGUAUCGUUUGAGACAGGUUUUUUCUUGUUGGGGGGUCAUGCAAUAUACUUGGGACCUGAUGACAUUCAAAUGGGAAAGCGAGAAGAAACUCGAGAUGUUGCUCGUGUACUCUCUCGCUAUAACGACAUCAUUAUGGCCCGUGUUUUUGCUCAUCAGGAUAUCAUUGACCUAGCCAAGUAUUCACCUGUACCUGUGGUCAAUGGCCUGACCGAUUACAACCACCCUUGUCAAAUAAUGGCCGAUGCUCUGACUAUGAUUGAGCAUAUUGGUAGCAUAGAAGGAACCAAGGUCGUUUAUGUUGGCGAUGGGAACAAUAUUGUACAUUCUUGGUUGCUAUUGGCAGCAGUUAUUCCGUUCCAUUUUGUUUGUGCAUGCCCAAAGGGCUUUGAACCUGAUCAGAAGACGGUACAAAUGGCACAAGAGGCUGGCAUCAGCAAGAUUGAAAUUACAAAUGAUCCAAAAGAAGCUGUUAUUGGUGCAGAUGUAGUUUACUCUGAUGUUUGGGCAAGUAUGGGACAAAAGGAAGAAGCUGAGCAUCGUAGAAAAGUUUUCCAAGGAUUUCAGGUGGAUGAAGCGCUUAUGAAAAUAGCUGGACCAAAGGCAUAUUUCAUGCACUGUUUGCCAGCUGAGAGAGGAGUGGAAGUUACUGAUGGGGUCAUUGAAGCCCCCAACUCAAUUGUGUUCCCUCAAGCUGAAAACCGCAUGCAUGCUCAAAAUGCUAUAAUGCUUCACGUUCUCGGUGCCUGAAGUCUGACAUUUUCUCAACUUCUGCUGUACUGUAAUCUUAUUAUCUGAUGUCUUUUAGCAGUAGAAGGUGUAGAACUCAUAGAUUCAGAUCUCUUCUGCAUGUCUUAUAUUUGUGAAAGAGGGAUUGAAGACUUGCAAUUAAUAGCUGUAUUGAGUUUUUUAUGUUUCCACUUUCCACCUCCCCCCGUGAAAGAGUUUCAGAGCAGAAGUUUGUUUCUUUUUCUUCAA